UUCAUAGUGGUAGAUAGAGUGUAAGUGUAGAUGUAGAUCAGGACCGCAGCUAUCGUAGUACACAAACACUACCGACUGGCAAACGAAUGAUAGCACUAUUGACACCGGGGUACUUCCACCGAUAACCCUCACUGGCAACGACUUGGACUUUGGAAAGGGAAGUCGAGGGGCCACAUAGCGAAAACAACUUGCAGGGAAAUCGCAUCAGCUGUUCUGUGAAAUCUGGGAAGGAGGAAACAUCUUCGGCUUUUUACCUGAGGAUCACUGGUAUCUACACAUUUACGUGUAACUGCCAAAGGAGGAGUUUCAAUAUGUCACUGAAAGUUUACUAUGAUCUGAUUUCACAGCCAUCAAGAGCACUUCUCUUGUAUUUGUUGACAAAUGACAUUCCUUUUGAGGCACGAGAGGUGAGACUCCUCCAAGGUGAGCAAUUUGGUGAAGAAUUUUCAAAACUGAAUCCUAUGAAAAAGGUUCCUAUGAUCAUAGAUGGAGAUUUCACAUUGACUGAAAGUGUAGGAAUUUUAAGAUACUUGAGCCGAGAGAGAAAUGUUCCUGACCAUUGGUAUCCUGCUGACAGCAAAAGACAGGCAAGAGUUGAUGAAUAUCUAGAGUGGCAACAUACAAAUACAAGGAGGAGCUGUUCACUGUAUUUCACUAGCAAGUUUCUGUUUCCAGCAAUGAAAGGAAAACAGCCUAAUCCUGAAACAGUUGCUAGACGAGAACAAAUAAUGGCAGCAACAUUAAAUGAAGUGGAAAAUAUCUGGUUGAACAACAAACCAUAUCUGGCUGGAGAUGAAAUCAGUAUUGCUGAUCUCCUUGGGGCAUGUGAGAUUGAACAAAUUAGAAUGGCAGGCUACAAUCCCUGUGAUGGAUUUCCAAAACUCUCUGCUUGGUUAGAGCGAGUUCAUCAUGACACACUACCGCAUUAUGACAAAGUUCAUGCGAUGGUUAGAAAAAUAACAGAGAAGUAUGGAGGUGUACCACAUCCUUCAGUCACAAAUCUGUGUUACUGAACAACAAAUGCAGAUAUUGGAAAGGCUUGGUACAUGGAUUUGUAUUUAUCUUUAAAUUGAACAGCCUUUCUUUUGUUGAGUGCUGUACAUAACAACGUACAAUUUAAAAUGUUAAAAUAUUAUAUGCAGAGGCUUAUUGUAAAGCCACAUGAAAAAUAAUUAGUGUCUCAUUGUAACGUUACUUCAACAUGUAUAGCGUUUUUUAUAAGAAUAUGUGCUUCAUUCCAUAGGUGCCAUCACCCAGUGAGUUUUCAAGAUACACAAACAGAAAAUAUACUCAGCUGAAGCAAAAACAAAA
Molecule: messenger RNA, 1311 nt
Organism: Schistocerca gregaria
Lineage: Eukaryota; Metazoa; Arthropoda; Insecta; Orthoptera; Acrididae
Product: glutathione S-transferase theta-1-like
Exons: 6
Coding region: 312-1013 (233 amino acids)
Biological process (GO): glutathione metabolic process
Cellular component (GO): cytoplasm
Molecular function (GO): glutathione transferase activity
Source: RefSeq, a predicted model, not a curated record